UUAUUAAUUAUGUCGUAAAUGGAGGUGUUGCACAAAAAAUAUAAAGUUUACGUAUAGCUACUAUUGUAUAUCUUUAUAGUUCUAGUCUUUUUCGGGUCUAAAGUGACUUUAGUUUAAUAUUUUGAUAGCUACCACCGGGUACUUGCCAUAAAAAUUCCUUUAUAUUAUGCCUGUAGUCGCAUUUAAAACUUAGGCAUUCUUUUCAGUAUCGAGGUAAUCGAAAUGUGAAGUGCAUUAAGUUAUAUGAAGAUUUUCUAGUUAGGAAAAUUAGCAAACAAAAGCUGCAAUGAAUGUGGAGGCAGUGAAUGGUGACAUGGCUGGGGAGGUUGGUCUCAUAGCAGACGAGUUGAGUCGAGCAGUAGAACUAACGCUGAACGCAGCCGUGUCACAUGAUGCCAGAAACCAAGCUUACAAUGCUUGCGAGAGUUUCAAAGAGAACUCACCAUGGUGUGCUCAAGCAGGGCUUCUCCUGGCUAGUGGUAGUCAAUAUUCAGCUGUUGUUAAACAUUUUGGGCUGCAGUUGAUGGAGCACACUGUCAAAUAUAGAUGGACACAGAUAACACAAGCUGAAAAAAUAUUUAUUAAGGAAAAUGCCAUGAAGCUAUUAUACAUGGGUGGAUGGGAGACAGGUCAUCUUAAUGAUGCCCUAGCUCGGGUUAUAGUUGAAAUGAUUAAGCGUGAAUGGCCGCAGCAGUGGCCUACACUGCUCGCAGAACUUAGUGAUGCAUGCUCUCAUGGACAUUUACACACACAAAUAGUCCUACAUGUGUUUCUACGGCUUGUUGAAGAUGUUGCCACUCUACAGACCUUGGAACAACAUCAGCGUCGCAAAGAUAUUUACCAAGCACUGACAAGCAACAUGGCUGAGAUAUUUGCAUUCUUUAUGCGGCUCAUAGAGCUUCAUGUUCAGGAGUUCAGAGAGAAAACCACAGCUGGUGAUUAUGCCGCUGCUGCAAGCAAUGGGCGUGUUGUACAGGUGGUAUUACUGACACUGACAGGUUUCGUUGAAUGGGUGUCUACAAACCAUGUUGUGAUGAAUGACGGUCGACUGCUGCAAAUACUCUGCAUAUUGUUACAAGAUGAAGUGUUUCGAUUACCAGCUGCUGAGUGUUUGUUGCAAGUUGUCAAUAGAAAAGGCUCUACAAAGGAGCGUAAGCCAUUAAUGAUAUUAUUUAGUGAAGAUGCAAUCUCAUCAAUCCAUCGUGCAGCGCUCGCUAGCAUCGGAACUGCGGAUGAAAAGCAAUACUUAUUCCUCAAGAAACUGUCACAGGUCUUAGCAGGAUUGGCGCAGCAACUGACGACGCUGUGGUCGAACGCCAGCAACGUGGAGGCGUGGCUGCCGGUGCUGCUGGAGACCACGCUGCUGCUCACCUCGCACCCCUCGCUGACGCUGGCGCACACCGCCAACGCGGUCUGGCUGGCCUUCCUCAAGCACGACCACAUCUCCAAGUUGCCUCUGCUUGUCGCGGUUGUGCCCAGGUGGCUGCAGGCUGCCGCACCUAAGGUUUUAAAAGUAUCGUAUCCGUCUUCCCGUGCCAACGGCGUGUCCGACGAAGUGGCGUACGCAUGUAUGGACUACGACAGCGAACAGGAGUUUGCGAUAUUCUUUAGCCGUUGUCGAACUGAAAUAUUAGAUAGCUUUAGGUAUUGUAUGAUCGCGGCGCCGCUAGUUACGUGGUCGUAUGUGGAGCAAUGGACGCAGGCGGCGCUCGACAAAGUGCAUUCCUGUCCACCUCAUAUCGACAUAACGCACCCGCUGCACCAGGAGUGGGAGGCGCUCUCCCAGGUGCUGGACGUGGUGCUGUCGCGACUGCUGCAGGCGGAGCCUUGUGAUUGCUGUACUGGAUUGAUGUACCCAGGUCCUGGUGUGGGCGAGGCGGGCGCGGAGCUGCUGCCGCGCGUGCUGGAUAAGAUCUUCGCGGCGCUGGUGUACGAGGGUGAGCCGCCCGAGGACCGGCGCUCGCGCAGCGUCAAGAAUGUGCGCCGGCACGCUGCGGGACUGCUCGUUAAACUCGGCUCCAAGGUGCUGGGCGAUUGUAGCUCGCGCUGGGCGGCGCUGGGGCCGCACGUGUCGUCUGCGGAGGCGCUGGCGCGGCUUGUGGGGCUGGACGCGCCGCCCGCAGAGGACGAGGAGCGCGGCCGCGCGCGCAGCACGCUGCUGCACGCGCUCACGCUGCUGCUCGGCGUCGUCAAGCGCACGCACGUGCCCGCCGACCCGGACAAAGCGUCUCGCGGCGGUUUCGGUGCGGGCGUGACGUCAUCGGGCAACCCGAUAUGGCGUAACCCGUGCAGCGCGCACGUGCUGCCACUGCUGCCGCACGCGCUGGCGCUGGCGCGCGCGCUGCACGAACUGCACGAGCCGCGCGCCGCCGCGCUGCGCCACCCCGCGCACCGCCGCGCGCUGCUGCCCCCGCCCGCCGAGCGGCACAACCUGCUCGGCCUGCGCGACGACGCCCCACCCGCGCCCACUGAGCCCCAGGACCGCAUGCAGAACUAUCUGCACACGCUGCACGACAAUGUGUGCCACCUGGUGGGCGCGGCGGCGGCGUCGCUGGGGCGCGAGUUGUACGGCGCGGCGGGGCUGGCGCGCUUCGUGGCGGGCGCGCUGCUGCACGCGCCGGCCUGCCUGCCCGACCACUGGCUGCGGCGCGUGCUGCGCGCGGCGCUGCGCCCGUUGCUGCUGCACUGCCCGCCCGCGCACUACGCCGACGUCGCCGUGCCGCUGCUCGAACACCUCGCCCCCUUCAUGCUGGUACACCUGUCCGCGCGCUGGGAGUACGUGACGUCACUGUACGAGUCGGGCAAGCUGGAGGAGGAGGGCGGCAGCGAGUCGCAGGAGGUGCUCGAGGAUAUGCUCCGGCUGGACGAGAAGCUGGCGGAUAAGCUGGCAGACAAGCUGGCCGCGCACCACACCAAGCCGCCCAAGAUCGAUAAGAGCAAGCGAGACCUCUUCAAGAAGAUCACCGCCAGGUUAAUCGGACGGAAUGUGGGGCAGCUAUUCAAGAAAGAAGUCUUCAUCCUCGAUCUUCCAACAAUGCAAGUGGGCAAGGAGAAGGCGCGUAGUGUCCUCGAUGCCCCGGAAGGCGCGGGCCUAGAGUCCCUGUUCGCGCCGCGCGCGCCCACAUAGCAGCCGCCCCCAUCCCCCCCACCCAUAUCUAUAUGUAAAUUGUUACUCGCAUUCGCUUUGAACGCUUCAAAAAUAGGAAUUAUAUUAUAGUUUAAUUGCCGAAACAUGUCCUUGUCUUUUUCAAGGCAAUUUAAAUGACAUGUGUUUCGGGAACUCACGGGUUAUUACAACCAGAAAUGUGCUUUAUUUUAGCAAAUCUUUACUCUUUGUAUACAGAAGUGUGUUUUUUUUUGUGAGACUGUCUUAGAAGGAAAAUUAUGUUUUAGUAUUUUGAUAAUAAUUUUGCAGGUUAAAUUGCACAUUUCUGGUUAAAAUGUAGCCUAAAUUGUCCAUAUAAUCAUUAACGAAUAAGUUGGCCAUUACUAGUUGAGGAAUAUUCUAGAAACUAUCCAAAUGGCUUGAGAAAAUGAAAACGGAAUUUGUAUGCAUUUGUAACGAUUAGCGGUGACAUAUCUCAAGCCUAGAAUAUAAUUUCGACAGAUUUAUUCUCUGAACUUACCUGUAUUUGAAAUGAGCGAGAUAAUAUAAACAAAAGUUAAUGUGAAAGAGACGGAAUUUGUCUUCCGAAUGUAUCCGAUAUCCGAGUGAGAUGAACUUAUCGAAAUACUAUAAGAGUGAAAGAGAUAAAUAUAUUUCUGAUUCGUCAGUGUUUAACUUCGGAGACAAAGAAUGUUGGCGCGUAUUGUAACAUCACAUUUUACUCAUAGUGAAUGUGUGUUUGAUAUUAUAAAAUGUAUGUUGUGUGUAUUAAUUUGUAUGGGCCGCGGAGUUUGUGGUCGCUUGUAUGUAGAUAAUGAAGUAUGGCCUAGUUCCUUGCAAUUAGUACUAUACCGUAAUAUUUGUACGUCAAAUUUUUGUGAAUAUAUUGAAUAUCGAUUUGAUUGUUUUAUGAUGUAAUGUGUCGUUUGUUGAUGAACGUUUUUUAUACUUACAUGGAAUUCAAAUAAAACAUUAUUGCGUAUAUGUAUUGAGACAGACUUGGGAUGUACGAUUUUAAUACGAUAUUUUAUACGAUACAUUAGGUUUAAAAUUAAUCGAGAAAAUCGAAAAGUAUUUUUUUUUGGUCCUGUAAUUUAUUUUUGUUUGACUUUAUUAAGUAGUGGGACAAUUUGAACCAAUAAUCCCCAAUCAAGACAAUAAACAAAGUUUGAGGUAUAUUUCAUUAAAAAUGCAUUAAAAAUCUGUGUCUGCUAAAACAUGCUAAGCAAAUAAAGUAUUCUUCCUGUUUACGUUUUGGUUAAAAACAUCCUAUGUUAAACGUAUAAAAAAUCAGUAUCUUGUAUACUAUAAAUACUAAUAAUCUAUUUAAGGUUUCUACAAGCCUACGUACGUAUACAUGUGGCGCCCCCCGGCGCCGGCCAUAUACUACUCGCAAUGUUCAUACUACUGUGAAUAACCGUUUAUAUGUUAAUAAAUUAUAUUAUGAAA
Molecule: messenger RNA, 4555 nt
Organism: Papilio polytes (common Mormon)
Lineage: Eukaryota; Metazoa; Arthropoda; Insecta; Lepidoptera; Papilionidae
Gene: Ranbp21
Product: exportin-5
Exons: 18
Coding region: 287-3127 (946 amino acids)
Biological process (GO): protein export from nucleus; RNA export from nucleus
Cellular component (GO): cytoplasm; nucleus; RNA nuclear export complex
Molecular function (GO): RNA binding; nuclear export signal receptor activity; small GTPase binding
Source: RefSeq, a predicted model, not a curated record